AGUAAUCACGUUUGAUACACAAACACAGUGAAACCAACCCAUUGCUUCUGCUACUACUCAUUCCAGUUGGCUUGCUCCUUCCUCUGCAUCACUUUCAGUUCCCCACUAACAUGCACCACCACCACCACGGAACAUAUUAUUCACAUGCCCUCCUCCUAAAUGCACUCCCCAUCUCUUAAAACCCAAUUCUUUCAAUUUCAUUUGUCGUAGAAGAGAUGGGGUUUGAUCUUGAAUCUGUUGCAGAGGCAACCUCAGGGGCCAUUGGAGCUCUGGUCAGCACCACCAUCUUGUACCCACUUGAUACCUGCAAGACCAAAUACCAAGCUGAAGUCCGAGCUCAGAAUCAGCAAAAGUACAGGAACAUUUCUGAUGUUUUCUGGGAAGCAAUUUCUACCCGUCAGGUGCUUUCAUUAUACCAGGGCCUUGGGACAAAGAACCUGCAGUCCUUUAUUUCACAGUUCAUCUACUUCUAUGGAUACAGUUUUUUUAAAAGGUUGUACUUGGAGAAAAGUGGAAACAAAACCAUGGGUACAAAAGCAAACUUUAUAGUUGCAGCAGCUGCUGGAGCUUGUACAGUCAUAGUGACAAUGCCAUUGGAUACAGCAUCAUCAAGGAUGCAAACAAGUGAGUUUGGGAAAUCCAAAGGACUCUGGAAGACCCUGUCAGAGGGAACUUGGAUUGAGGCGUUUGAUGGUCUUGGUAUAUCACUUCUUUUGACUUCUAAUCCAUCGAUCCAGUAUACGGUAUUUGAUCAGCUGAAGCAAAAGCUAUUGAUUGGGCAGCUGAGCAAAAGAACAGGUACAGAGUCAUCUCCAGAAGCUCUUUCUGCUUUUUCUGCUUUCGCUUUGGGUGCGGUCUCAAAGUGUAUCGCAUCUUGCUUGACAUACCCUGCCAUCAGGUGCAAGGUGAUGAUUCAAGCUGCAGAUGAAGAUGAAGAAGGUAGCAAUGAAGUUCAUGAAAGGUCUCCAAAAACCAAAAAGACAGUUUCAGAUGCAUUUUAUGCCAUUUGGAGAAGGGAGGGGCCACUGGGUUUCUUCAAAGGAUUACAGGCUCAGAUACUAAAAACUGUUCUAAGCUCGGCAUUGCUAUUGAUGAUCAAGGAGAAGAUCACAAAGACCACCUGGGUCCUAUUGAUUGCACUAAAGAAAUUUCUCUUUCUCAAGCAAAGCCGAUUAAAGAGCGCUUGAUGUAGAGAUGAACUCCUCUUAUUAAAGAUGCUCCAUUGGAUUUGUUCACGAUUUGAUUGAUACAUAAAAGGUGUCAUAAAAACUAGAGAUGCUGAAAGUUUAGCAAGGAAAAUAUGGAUUGGAGACGAAGUUAUUCUUCAUGUGUAUUUUGUAAUUGUUAGCAUCUUGGCAAGUUAUAUUGUUGAAAAGAGCAGGAAAAAAAUAUAUAUUGUCAAUCUGUCAUGGUUGUUUUUAUUA
Rosa rugosa (rugosa rose) is the source of this 1424-nucleotide messenger RNA. Its product is annotated as peroxisomal adenine nucleotide carrier 1-like. Bases 216 to 1187 code for a protein of 323 amino acids. NCBI's taxonomy places the organism in Eukaryota, Viridiplantae, Streptophyta, Magnoliopsida, Rosales, Rosaceae. The record is from RefSeq and is a predicted model, not a curated record. Gene Ontology annotation, cellular component: peroxisomal membrane. Gene Ontology annotation, biological process: transmembrane transport; ATP transport; ADP transport. Gene Ontology annotation, molecular function: ATP transmembrane transporter activity; ADP transmembrane transporter activity. The transcript is spliced from 5 exons.